CUUCAAAUGUAUGUUGCAAUAGAAAAGCUGUCACCUUGAACAGGUGCGACAGGAGUGACCAUAUGCCUGUCCUCAUUUCUAUUGGUGUCGCCGGUUCAGGCACUAGAGACUAGACAGGAGUUGCUACACCUUCAGAUUGAGACAUCCUCAUUUGCAAACCUCAGCUGUGUCUGGGGGCAGGGCACAGUGGAGCUGCCAGGAGUAGAAAGAAAGGCUUCUAAGUAAUAGCCCUGCAACAGUCAUGAGGAAAACAGGAGCAGAUCGAUCUAGGAUGUGACGGGCUCCAGGAAGCACCAAAGGAAAUUGAAGACCAAAGCUGAUGUUUCCUUGUCGUGGUAAAUUGCACAUGGUUUGGCACUGAAAUUACAUCUGAGAACAGCAGGUAGGUGUCAAGAUUUACCCCUCAAGGACCAGAAAAAUGCACUGUACCAUCCAAAAGGCAGAAGUAAUUGAUGGGGCUCAUUUGAUGCAAAUCCUCUGGCAUGAUGGUGUGGAGUCUCUAUACCCCUCCGUUUGGUUGAGAGACAAUUGUCAGUGCUCAGACUGCUACCUACAUUCUGCAAAAGCACGGAAACUUCUCGUUGAAGCUCUGGAUGUGAACAUUGGUAUUAAAGACUUGACCUUUGACCGAAAUAAGGUUCAUAUCACAUGGCCAAAUGGACAUUACAGUGAAUUUGACGCUGACUGGUUGAAGAAAAGAUGUUUUUCACAAAAGGCCAGAGAAAAACUUCAAAAAGAACUGUUUUUGCCAGAAUGUCAAUAUUGGGGCUCAGAGCUCCAGCUACCUACAUUGGAUUUUGAAGAUGUUUUAAAACAUGAUGAACAUGCAUACAAGUGGCUCUUUAACCUCAAGAAAGUGGGCAUAGUGAGACUCACAGGAGCAUCUGAUAAACGAGGAGAAAUUUUAAAACUUGGAAAAAGAAUUGGUUUUCUUUAUCUCACAUUUUAUGGACACACUUGGCAUGUACAAGACAAAAUUGAUGCAAACAAUGUGGCUUACACAACUGGGAAGCUAAGCUUUCACACUGAUUAUCCAGCUCUCCAUCAUCCACCUGGGGUUCAACUUCUUCAUUGCAUAAAACAGACAGUCACUGGUGGUGAUACAGAAAUCGUAGAUGGAUUUAACAUAUGCCGAAAGCUCAAGGAAAGAAACCCUCGGGCAUUUCAGAUUUUAUCUUCUACCUUUGUGGAUUUUACAGACAUUGGAGUGGAUUAUUGUGAUUUCUCUGUACAAUCCAAACACAAAAUUAUAGAAUUAGAUGAUAAAGGCCAAGUGAUUCGCAUCAAUUUCAAUAACGCAACUAGAGACACAAUAUUUGAUGCACCCAUUGAAAAAGUUCAACCUUUCUAUGCUGCUUUGAAGGAGUUUGUUGACCUUAUGAACUGCAAAGACUUCAAAUUUACUUUCAAGAUGAAUCCAGGUGAUGUGAUUAUUUUUGAUAACUGGCGCUUGCUUCAUGGCCGACGCAGUUAUGAAGCAGGAACUGAGAUAACCCGCCACUUAGAAGGAGCAUAUGCCGAUUGGGAUGUGGUCAUGUCAAGGCUUCGCAUCUUAAAGCAAAGUGUGGAGAACAGAAACUAAAUCUCCUAUGAUUUUCUUCAAUAAAUGUGUUUUGGGAGUUAUGGUCAGGUUAUUUGUCUCCACAGACCAUAAAUUAUGCCAUUUAUAUUUUUAUUUCUUUAACAUUGUUUGCAUCACCUUUCUCACAAGUUUUUAUUGUAAUUACAUACAAUGGCAACUUUUAAGAUGUUGUUAUAGUCUUUUACUCUUGCCAAAAUAAAGCAUCUUUCCUUCUCUGUU
This is a messenger RNA of Suncus etruscus (white-toothed pygmy shrew), 1801 nucleotides long. RefSeq names its product gamma-butyrobetaine hydroxylase 1 (gene BBOX1). The transcript has 9 exons. Bases 419 to 1582 code for a protein of 387 amino acids. Gene Ontology annotation, biological process: carnitine biosynthetic process. Gene Ontology annotation, molecular function: iron ion binding; gamma-butyrobetaine dioxygenase activity. The record is from RefSeq and is a predicted model, not a curated record. Gene Ontology annotation, cellular component: mitochondrion. NCBI's taxonomy places the organism in Eukaryota, Metazoa, Chordata, Mammalia, Eulipotyphla, Soricidae.